Molecule: messenger RNA, 489 nt
Organism: Strongylus vulgaris
Lineage: Eukaryota; Metazoa; Nematoda; Chromadorea; Rhabditida; Strongylidae
Source: the annotation of a GenBank genome assembly
AUGCCUACUAUGGGCAUGGAGUUGACGACGAGUCUUUUUACAUGGAACAUGAUACGCGAAGCCCAGCGAUCUGGUCAAGCCGUUUUGUUUACAACUUGUUUAGCAGAAGAAUGCGAAAUGAUUGCUGAUCGAGUUGGGAUUAUGUCUGGUGGCAGAAUUCUUAAAAUUUCCAGAAUUUCAGAACUGAAAGAAAAAUAUGGAAAACACAUGGUGCUAGAAGUGUACCCAACGACGUAUUCUGACAGAGCAGAGGUGCUGGCAUCUAUUUCUAACAAAUUUCCAAACUACGCUGCUCUUCCAGGCGACGUUUUAAAUCCAGAGAGACUAAGAUGGAAGGUGGGCUUUGGCCGUCUUGGGUCUGCAACAUUGCUCUUGGGAAUCUACUGUCAUCCCUUUGAAUUACAAGUAGCGUAUGUCUCCAUGAUUCCUUCUGCCCUUUGCUGGAAUGAAUUCUUCUCGAUGAGUAUAGCACUAAGUUGCUAUCGCUAA